Messenger RNA from Momordica charantia (bitter melon), 2209 nucleotides. RefSeq names its product amino acid transporter AVT1C. The record is from RefSeq and is a predicted model, not a curated record. Gene Ontology annotation, cellular component: membrane. Gene Ontology annotation, biological process: transmembrane transport. Lineage: Eukaryota; Viridiplantae; Streptophyta; Magnoliopsida; Cucurbitales; Cucurbitaceae. Gene Ontology annotation, molecular function: ABC-type transporter activity; ATP hydrolysis activity; ATP binding.
AAAGAGGCUGUUCUCUCAACGAAAAGAGAUAAAAAUAGUUCCCUUCUUGGUUAGGCUCUAUUUUCUCAAACAAUUAUUUAUAAUUAAAUUAAGAUAAACUGAAAAAAAAAGGUGGCAUUGUGAAGAAUGUUCAUGUAAGAAACGGAGAGUGAAGAAUGUUCAAGAGAGAGAGAGAAUUGUGUAUAUAAAUAGGAUUGCCAGAAGAGAGAAAAGAAAGAAUCACAGAUCAAGAAAUUAGUUUACAAUUUACAUCUCUCUCUCUCUCUACAGAGAAGAAGCGGAUUUUUGAAAAGAAAAUGAAAAAUUCAGUGUCAGACCGUAGUUUUUACAUUGAAAGUGAUGAUGAUGAAGAUCUGGAGAAGGAAAUCGACAAUGGCGAAGACGAUGGAAACGAAUCGGAUUCUUCGGGUUCUUCGCCGGAUAACCGGAAUCAGAACCAACCAAGUUCUUACAAUACCGGCGCCUGGCCUCAGAGUUACAGGCAAUCUAUUGAUAUGCUGGGAAGUGUUCAUUCUCCAAGUCUUGGGCUUAUAGCAACUCCAUCAUUAGCCAGAUUAGGAAGCUCGUUUCUGUCUUCUUCCAUAACAAGGAGAUUCACUCCUGAAGCGUUCUCUUCUUCCCUAUCCAAACCAUUCCUCCCAGUCCCCACUGCAAUUGCAGUUGAUGACCACCUCAAACACCAUAGCUCUUACUCUCCUCUCGGCCCUCAUCCACUUCCCACCAGGCGCUCUUCCUUGUCCGUCCGGAAGGAUGACAAAGACAAGUCCGUCGUCGCCAUUGACGCCCAUGGCCUUCCCAUUUCUCGCCAAAGCUCCUUCGGCCAAGCCGUUGUUAAUGGUAUCAAUGUGCUGUGUGGGGUGGGAAUUCUUUCGACCCCGUACGCCAUGAAACAGGGAGGAUGGAUGGGGAUUUCAAUUUUGAUGGUAUUUGCAGCCCUUUCUUUCUACACUGGGAUCCUCCUGCGUGCUUGUUUGGACAGCAGGCCUGGCCUCGAAACUUACCCUGACAUUGGCCAAGCUGCUUUUGGCGCCACGGGCCGUGUCGCCAUUUCGAUUAUAUUGUACGUGGAAUUAUACGCUUCUUGUAUUGAGUACAUAAUUCUGGAGAGUGACAAUUUGUCUACAUUGUUUCCCAAUGCGCACAUAAAUUUUGGCGGAUUCCAAUUAAAUUCACACCUUUUAUUCGCUAUAGCAACUGCCCUUGCUGUUCUUCCAACUGUUUGGCUUCGUGAUCUCAGUAUUCUAAGUUAUAUAUCUGCUGGUGGAGUUAUUGCAUCAAUCACGGUGGUUGUGUGCUUGUUCUGGGUUGGGUUGGUGGAUGAUGUCGGUUUCCAGAGCCCGGUGACUCCACUAAACCUCUCAACUCUCCCAGUUGCUCUGGGUCUGUACGGCUUCUGCUACUCAGGACAUGCUGUAUUUCCUAACAUCUAUAGUUCCAUGGAAAAACAAAGCCAAUUCCCAGCAGUCCUUUUGACAUGUUUUGGCAUUUGUACUUUGAUGUAUGCUGGAUCUGCUAUUAUGGGAUACUUAAUGUUUGGAGAAUCGACAUUAUCCCAGUACACUCUUAACCUGCCCCAGGAUUUGGUUGCCUCAAAGAUUGCUGUGUGGACUACGGUAGUAAACCCCUUUACCAAAUAUGCAUUAACAAUAUCUCCAGUUGCAAUGAGUCUGGAGGAGUUUAUACCACCAAACCAUGCCAAGACUCAUAUUUAUUCCAUGCUCAUUAGAACAGCUCUUGUAAUUUCCACCUUACUUGUCGGCCUUUCUCUCCCCUUUUUCGGUCUUAUGAUGGCAUUGAUUGGAUCGUUGUUAACAAUGCUUGUGACUUUAAUACUCCCUUGUGUCUGUUACCUCAGCAUUUUGAGGGGGAAAAUAACAUUUUUGCAGAGAGCACUUUGUCUAAUAGUUAUAACAGUAGGAGUUGUUGCGUCAGCAUUUGGAUCAUAUGCAUCUCUCGAGAAAAUCAUUGAGAAAUUGAUGAGCGGCUGAAGAUUUAUGUAUUCUCAACCGGCAAGGAUCACUGGUUAUGCAGCAUAGAUUCUGGUAGAUUCUGUGAGUUAUAGAGGAACUUUAGGUAUCAUGUGAACUUGUUUGUCACUACCUUUAGACAUCAAUCAAAACCAUUUUGUUACAAUAUUAAUAGAGAUUGUGAAUACAGCCAUGGAUUCUUCCAAUUUCUCGAAUAUCAUGACUGCAACUUUCUUGGUGCA